Rhincodon typus (whale shark) is the source of this 1927-nucleotide messenger RNA. RefSeq names its product mediator of RNA polymerase II transcription subunit 23-like. Bases 1040 to 1351 code for a protein of 103 amino acids. Gene Ontology annotation, biological process: positive regulation of gene expression; regulation of transcription by RNA polymerase II. Gene Ontology annotation, cellular component: mediator complex; transcription regulator complex. The record is from RefSeq and is a predicted model, not a curated record. NCBI's taxonomy places the organism in Eukaryota, Metazoa, Chordata, Chondrichthyes, Orectolobiformes, Rhincodontidae. The transcript has 3 exons.
CAAGAAUUUUUGUUAACUCUGAAGCAGUUAUGUCCCUAAUUGAAAUUUGAGAACCAUUGUUUGAAUAUCAAAUUGUGGAUUUUUUUAUCAUAAUAAAUGUGCUGCAUAAUUUGAUUCCUUGAAUUUUGGAGGACAUUGGAAAUGAGAGUUAAAAUUACUGGCAUUAAUAACAAUUAGAUGUGGCAUAAUGUUCUUAAUGGAUGUUGCGGCAGGGAUGUAUGGCAUAUAUAAACAAUGUUGGAACAUUCAGUUCUUCAGAAAUAGAAGGACCAUAAAACCUUUAUAGCACUGGCCUGAGGUGUUGUAGUUUAGCUCUUUAGAAUUCCUUGGAAAUAAAUUGAAGUAAUUGUCUUUUGUCCUCAUGAGUCUUUUUAUCUAAAGCUGAGCCAGUGAUUUUCAUUAUUAGAUAUAAUUUCUUCUGAGAAUUCAGCUGAAUUUGAACUAAAUAGGUCGGCGUUCAUAACUUUUUUUUGUUUGUUUAUUCAAUAUCUAUUAAAAUCAAACUUUUCAGAUAACUAUUUCAUAAAGUUUAAUAGUUUUUGAAAUGCAUGGUCAAGUGAAUAACUCAAUGUUAUAGAUAUUUUCUUCUUUGAAAAAAAAGAGACAUAGAAUAUCUUCACCUGUUUAAAUAAAUACACACCGCCUAUCAGGGAAUGGUAAAAUUUGUUUUGCAGUUUCAAUGGAACCUUUCAGUCAUUCAUUCUAGGACAAUUUGAACAGUUCGUCACCAAGGAUGGACAUGUUUGUCAGAACCCCCAAGUGAUUAAGUGAAGUGCAUGAGCCUGGAUCUGAUUGUUGAGCAAAGAGAUUGUUUUUAUGUUUCCAUCAUCUGGUUACAAUACAAAUCGAUAGUUGAAUCCAAAGCAGAGUAGAAGGUUAGAAAUUAGAACAAAUAACAAAAAAAAAUAAAUUGAUUGUCUUCCUCAGAUUUCUCACAGAAGUACUGAAGCCACUGGUGAAGACUGAAUUCCAGUUGUUGUACAUUUAUCAUCUUGUUGGUCCUUUUCUGCAACGGUUCCAGCAAGAAAGAACCCGAUGUAUGCUUGAGAUUGGCAUUGCAUUUUACGAGAUGUUACAGAAUGUAGACCAAAACACAAAGCACCUGAGCUAUAUGGAUCCUAUUUGUGAUUUUCUGUACCAUGUAAAAUACAUGUUUACUGGAGACAGCGUUAAAGAUCAGGUGGAAAAAAUAAUCUGUACGCUAAGGCCAGCUUUAAAACUUCGAUUGCGAUUUGUGACUCAUAUAAGUAAGGUGGAGCCAGCAGCGGCAGUACAACCAGCAAGCAGUGCCUCUCCAGCUAACCCUUCCAGCCAGGUGUCCACUGGUGUCGCCCUACCAGUAACACAAUAAAAUAAUUUGGUAGCAUUUUGUCAGGAGUUCUAAUACUGUGAAGUAAAAAAGAAUGGUGUGUAUUUAAGGCAGAAUCCUUCUUUAAGACAUUUUUAAAAUAUUGUACAUACUGUCUAUUGGAUGAUACAAGUAAUGCAAAUAGAGAAAAUUAGCUGUAAACAAUGUGCCAUAGUUAUGUCUUGUUCUUCGAUGGUUAGAAUCGCUGUGUACCACUUCAGUCAAAAAUGAACUGCUACAGUAAUGUGUAAUAAGUCAUCCCCUUAGUUCAACUGAUUUUGAACAUAGUAUUUCACACAAUAAACCAAAUAGUACUAAAUGCGCAAUCAUAGAAAUCUGUUGGUGACACCUUUCAUUUGUUUUUCUUUAUACCAUGCAGUAUGUUUAUUUAGACUGAAGAGAACUUUUACGGUUUUAUUCUGCAAGUUCUAUUGCAAUUAGUUUGUAUAAUUUAGUUCAAACUGUAAUAUCUAGAUUUUUGACUGAAAUCAUAUGAAAUAAUCUACUUGUCAAAAGAACGCAGUUGAAGUGAUGUGUACCUUUUCAAAACGCCCAAUAAAGCUUUAAUUUGUUAAUUAA